Molecule: messenger RNA, 5179 nt
Organism: Choloepus didactylus (southern two-toed sloth)
Lineage: Eukaryota; Metazoa; Chordata; Mammalia; Pilosa; Megalonychidae
Gene: DUOX1
Product: dual oxidase 1
Exons: 31
Coding region: 21-4421 (1466 amino acids)
Biological process (GO): defense response; response to oxidative stress; superoxide anion generation
Cellular component (GO): NADPH oxidase complex; plasma membrane
Molecular function (GO): peroxidase activity; heme binding; superoxide-generating NAD(P)H oxidase activity
Source: RefSeq, a predicted model, not a curated record
GGGACCUCAGCAACACUGCCAUGGGGGGCCCUGCAGGGCAAGGCUCGAUGCGAAACCGCACAGUGCUGGGAGUCUUCUUCGGCUACCACGUGCUCUCAGACCUGGUGAGUGUGGAGAGACCUGGCUGCCCCUCCGAGUUCCUCAACAUCCGCAUCCCACCCGGAGACCCAGUGUUCGAUCCCCAGGAGCGCGGGGACGUGGUGCUGCCCUUCCAGAGGAGCCGCUGGGACCCCAAGACGGGACAGAGCCCCAGCAACCCCCGGGACCUGACCAACGAGGUGACCGGCUGGCUGGACGGCAGCGCCAUCUAUGGCUCCUCGCACUCCUGGAGCGACGCGCUGCGGAGCUUCUCCGGGGGAGAGCUGGCGGCGGGGCCCGACCCCGCCUUCCCCCGCGACGCGCAGCAGCCCCUGCUCAUGUGGACCCCGCCAGACCCCGCGACCGGGCAGCGCGGCUCCCGGGGACUGUACGCCUUCGGGGCCGAGCGAGGGAACCGGGAGCCCUUCCUGCAGGCGCUGGGCCUGCUCUGGUUCCGCUACCACAACCUGUGGGCGCAGAGGCUGGCCCGCGAGCACCCGCGCUGGGGGGACGAGGAGCUGUUCCAGCACGCGCGCAAGAGGGUCAUCGCCACCUACCAGAACAUCGCUCUGUAUGAGUGGCUGCCCAGCUUCCUGCACAAAACGCCCCCGAAGUAUGCAGGAUACCGCCCUUUCCUGGACCCCAGCAUCUCUCCCGAGUUCCUGGCGGCCUCUGAGCAGUUUCUCUCCACCAUGGUGCCCCCUGGCGUCUACAUGAGAAAUGCCAGCUGCCACUUCCAGGGGGUCAUCAAUUGGAACUCAAAUGCUUCCAGAGCUCUCCGGGUCUGCAACAGCUACUGGAGCCGAGAGCACCCCAGCCUACGAAGUGCUGAAGAUGUGGACGCCCUGCUGCUGGGCAUGGCCUCCCAGAUUGCCGAGCGAGAGGACCAUGUGGUGGUUGAGGACCUGCGAGAUUUCUGGCCUGGGCCAUUGAAGUUUUCCCGCACAGACUACCUGGCCAGCUGCCUGCAGCGAGGCCGGGAUCUGGGCCUACCUUCUUACACCAAGGCCAGGGUAGCGCUGGGCCUUCCUCCCAUCGCCCGCUGGCAGGACAUCAACCCCGCACUCUCCAGGAGUGAUGGCACUGUGCUGGAGGCCACAGCCGCCCUUUACAACCAGGACCUGUCCCGGCUGGAGCUGCUCCCUGGAGGCCUCCUGGAGAGCCACGGUGACCCUGGACCCCUCUUCAGUGCCAUUGUCCUCGAUCAGUUUGUGCGGCUACGGGAUGGAGACCGCUACUGGUUUGAGAAUACCAGGAAUGGGCUAUUCUCUGAAGAAGAGAUUGCAGAGAUCAGAAACACUUCCCUACGGGACGUUCUAGUGGCCAUCAGCAAUCUGAAGCCCAGUGCCUUGCAGCCCAAUGUCUUUUUCUGGCAUGUGGGAGACCCCUGUCCACAGCCAAGACAACUCAGCACCGAGGGCUUGCCUCCCUGUACUCCCCCGGUUGUUCGAGACUAUUUUGAGGGCAGUGGCUUUGGCUUCGGGGUCACCAUUGGGACCCUCUGCUGCUUCCCCCUGGUCAGCCUGCUCAGUGCCUGGAUUGUCGCUCGGCUCCGGGUGAGGAGUUUCAAGAGGCUCCAGGGCCAGGACCGCCGGAGUAUCAUGUCAGAGAAGCUUGUCGGGGGUGUGGAAGCCUUGGAAUGGCAGGGCUGGAAGGAGCCCUGCCGUCCCGUGCUCGUGCACCUGCAGCCCGGGCAGAUCCACGUGGUAGAUGGCAGGCUCUCCAUGCUCCGCGCCAUCCAGCUGAGGCCCCCCCAACAGGUCAACCUCAUCCUGUCCAGCAACCGCGGACGCCAUGCCCUGAUGCUUAAGAUCCCCAAGGAGUAUGACCUGGUGCUACUAUUUAACCUGGAGGAAGAGCGGCAGGCACUGGUAGAAAACCUUCGGGAGGCCCUGAAGGAGAAUGGGCUGAGUUUCCAGGAGUGGGAGAUGCGAGAGCAGGAGCUGAUGAGGGUAGCAGUGACGAGGGAGCAGCGGAGCCACCUCCUGGAGACCUUUUUCAGGCACCUCUUCUCCCAGGUGCUGGACAUUAGCCAGGCAGAUGCAGGGACCCUGCCCUUGGACUCCUCGCAGAAGGUGCGGGAGGCCCUGUCGUGUGAGCUGAGCAGGGCCGAGUUUGCUGAGUCCCUGGGCCUGAAGCCCCAGGACAUGUUUGUGGAGUCCAUGUUCUCUCUGGCUGACAAGGAUGGCAACGGCUACCUGUCCUUCCGGGAGUUCCUGGACAUCCUGCUGGUCUUCAUGAAAGGCACCCCUGAGGAGAAGUCUCGCCUUAUGUUCCGCAUGUAUGACUUCGACAGGAAUGGUCUCAUUUCCAAGGACGAGUUUAUCAGGAUGCUGAGGUCCUUCAUUGAGAUCUCCAACAACUGCUUGUCCAAGGAUCAGCUGGCCGAGGUGGUGGAGUCCAUGUUCCGGGAGUCUGGCUUCCAGGACAAGGAGGAGCUGACGUGGGAGGACUUCCACUUCAUGCUGCGGGACCACGACAGUGAGCUCCGCUUCACACAGCUGUGUGUCAAAGGAGUGGAAGUGCCUGAAGUCAUCAAGAACCUCUGCCGGCGAGCCUCUUACAUCAGCCAGGAGAAGAUCUGUCCCUCUCCCAGAAUGACUGCCCGCUGUCCCGGAAGAGACCUCGAGGCCGAGCUGAGACUGCAGUGCCCCAUGGACACAGACCCUCCCCAGGAAAUUCGUCGGAGGUUCGGGAAGAAGGUAACGUCGUUCCAGCCCCUGCUCUUCACCGAGGCGCACCGAGAGAAGUUCCAGCGCAGCCGCCGCCACCAGACAGUGCAGCACUUGAAGCGCUUCAUUGAGAACUACCGGCGCCACAUCGGCUGCCUGGCUGUGUUCUACGCCAUCGCCGGGGGGCUUUUCCUGGAGCGCGCCUACUACUAUGCCUUCGCUGCGCACCACGUGGGCAUCACGGACACCACUCGCGUGGGCAUCAUCCUGUCGAGGGGCACGGCGGCCAGCAUCUCCUUCAUGUUCUCCUACAUCCUGCUCACCAUGUGCCGCAACCUCAUCACCUUCCUGCGAGAGACCUUCCUCAACCGCUACGUGCCCUUCGAUGCCGCCGUGGACUUCCAUCGCCUCAUCGCUUCCACUGCCCUCGUCCUCACAGUCUUACACAGUGCGGGUCACGUGGUGAAUGUGUACCUGUUCUCCAUCAGCCCACUCAGCGUCCUGUCCUGCCUCUUUCCUGGCCUCUUCCAUGAUGAUGGGUCUGAGUUCCCCCAGAAGUAUUACUGGUGGUUCUUCCAGACUGUUCCAGGGCUCACGGGGGUCAUGCUGCUCCUGGUGCUGGCCAUCAUGUAUGUCUUCGCCUCCCACCACUUCCGCCGCUGCAGUUUCCGGGGCUUCUGGCUGACCCACCACCUCUAUAUCCUGCUCUACAUCCUGCUCAUCAUCCAUGGCAGCUUCGCCCUGAUCCAGCUGCCCCGUUUCCACAUCUUCUUCCUGGUCCCAGCACUAAUCUAUGUGGGAGACAAGCUGGUGAGCCUGAGCCGGAAGAAGGUGGAGAUAAGCGUGGUGAAAGCAGAGCUGCUGCCAUCAGGAGUGACCCACCUGCGGUUCCAGCGGCCUCAAGGCUUUGAGUACAAGUCGGGGCAGUGGGUGCGGAUCGCCUGCCUGGCUCUGGGGACCACCGAGUACCACCCUUUCACACUGACCUCUGCACCCCAUGAGGACACGCUCAGCCUGCACAUCCGGGCGGCAGGACCCUGGACCACUCGCCUCAGGGAGAUCUACUCACCCCCGACGGGCGACGGCUGUACCCGAUACCCAAAGCUGUAUCUUGAUGGACCAUUUGGAGAGGGCCAUCAGGAGUGGCAUAAGUUUGAAGUGUCAGUGCUGGUGGGAGGGGGCAUUGGGGUCACCCCCUUUGCCUCCAUCCUGAAGGACCUGGUGUUCAAGUCAUCAGUCAGUUGCCAAGUGUUCUGUAAGAAGAUCUACUUCAUCUGGGUGACGCGGACGCAGCGGCAGUUCGAGUGGCUGGCUGACAUCAUCCGGGAGGUGGAGGAGAAUGACCACCAUGACCUGGUGUCUGUUCAUAUCUACAUCACGCAGCUGGCUGAGAAGUUUGACCUCAGGACCACAAUGCUGUACAUCUGUGAGAGGCACUUCCAGAAGGUUCUGAACCGGAGUUUGUUCACGGGCCUGCGCUCUGUCACCCAUUUUGGCCGCCCCCCUUUUGAACCCUUCUUCAACUCUCUGCAGGAGGUUCACCCACAGGUCCAGAAGAUUGGAGUGUUCAGCUGCGGGCCCCCUGGCAUGACCAAGAAUGUGGAAAAGGCCUGUCAGCUCAUCAACAAGCAGGACCGGACUCAUUUCUCCCACCAUUAUGAAAACUUCUAGGCCCCCUGCCCAGGGUCUCUGCCCACUGUACAGCUGAGGAGAGGUUUGGGUCCCUCGCCUCUAGGCUUCCUGCUUCUAGCAGCCUCAGCCUUCUCCCCUUCCCACCUCCCAACCUGGAUUUAAGUGGCUGUGGUCACAUUUGGGCUCAGGGGCCCCUAGGCCCAGAACGUGUCUCAGCUUGGAGAAGUGGAGGGAAUGGGGAUGUGAGGAGGGGGUCACUGCUUGGGGACUAGAGGUUGGGAGGUAGGAGAACCAUUGCUUUGUGGCAAACUGAAACCUCUUCUGCCAAGCUGAAAGUCUGGUGGUGUGUGUGUGUGUAGGGGGCUGUGAGCAAAAGGCUGGAUGGGAGCAUGGAUGCUGGCAUCUUAGAAUCCCUCCAAAACCUCCCCCUCUGAUGGGCUCCCCACUUUCAAAAGGGCUGGAAAAUGCCUCAGAGGGGGUAGAGGCUGGACCCACCAUGAUUUAUAGAAAUUUCCUCGGCCCUCCAGUCUAAAGGCUCAGUCGAUCUUCUUUCCCAAGUUUUUAAACAUACAGUAGUCAGACCCUAGCCCAGGACCUAUCUGUGCAGUGCUCUGGUCCUUUUCUCCCCUCUCUGCUCCAAUAGUUCUCUUUACAAAUAAAUUACUUUUCUGCCUUCUGGGUUUCUUUAUUCUGCCCUGGGUGGGGUGGGGUACCAGCAGAGGAAGCCACUCACUCAGCCAUCUUACUGAGGCUGGUCCAGACAUUCUGAGCCUGCAGAGCGCCUACUGAAUAAAGAA